UCACGGUACGCGCGUGUGCCCACUGACAUAUAUAAAUUUAAACUUGUCUAACUGGUAGGAGAAACGAGAAAAAAAUUCGAACAAAAACCGCGUUACAUAGGAGAGAUUUUUUAUACCGCGAACGACGAUGUUUAAGUGUCUUGUCUCAGUUAGAUAGAAAUGAUCUCUCGUAUAUUUUCACCGGGAGGAAAAAUUGAUAUAAAAAACUGUCGAGAUAGAGAGAGAGAGAGAAAGACGAUUAACGUUUGGCUUGCGUUAACCAGACAUUUUUUGAAAUAACAAUUCGUCAUUUACAUUCGGUCAAUACGGCGAUGCAAUCUCCCGCGUCUUUUCCUCUUGUUAAACACGCGUCGCGUGUUGUGCACCGCAAAAAUAGAAGACAGACAAUCUCGUUGUACUAACAACGUUGCGCGCCGGCAGCUGCAACCAUAUGGCAUUCUUUCUGUGAUCUUACUCUAAGAGCUCGUUAAUACGAUCCUCUCGGAUAUGUUGCCAACACACAGUUAAUAUUAGUUUCGAGUAUGUUUUUCUAAUGUAUGAGUGGCACGGGGUCGUCUUUUCGAUAACCACCUGGUUAACAUCCCGCGUACUUAAUGUUAUUUCUGAAAUAACAUCCCGCAUCGGUUUCAGUCGGCUGUGCGCGGCUUCUUCUUUCUCGAACGGGAAGAGAAAGGAUUGAACAAACAAUUUGUAUCAUCUCUACAUAUGGACACGAAAAAACUCGCGCGUGCGUAACAAUUAUUUUAUUAUGUGAGAAAAUAGGAGAAAGAAUCGAGUUGACUCGUUAUGACUGAUUAGUUUGACUUGUUAUCGACACUUAGGAUCGAUGAAGAUUUCAAUUUAAAGAGUUUGCAUUUAAAUUGAAAUUGAAAUUCGAAACAUGCGCGCGUGUCGGAAUUGAGGCGAAGUUAACCGGCAAAGUGAAGUUUUCUUUUGUAUUCUGAGUGUAAAUAAGCUAAGGCCCGUAAAUGAGAGAUUUUUUUUCGCGCAAGCUAUUCAUACCAAGAAGACGAAGAGUCGAAACGUCGUGGUGAUUCAUUGGUUCGAAGCCGACGAAAGCGGCGGAGUCAAUUCGGUCUGCGAGCCAAUGAGAGCACUCUCGGUUCUCUAAAAAUAUAAUUUUGAAUCGCGGAACACGUCGCCAAAAGCUCAGUCUACGCAUCUGUGAAGACCCGAAGACGUGUAUAUCGAGUGCAAUUAAUCCGAACGAAACAAAUCCGAAUAAAUUGCAUCUGUAAUCAAGUUUCAAACAUUUAACGAGAAGAGAGAUUCGUAUUUUGAAGAGGAAAGAUACAAAAUAUACGUACAAAAAAUAUAUACGCGCGAGAAGAGAAAAUGUUUUGUAAAACAAACAUUUUCGCUCGCACAAAGAAGUGAGAUGUGACCGAUGUGUGACCCGAAACUUACCGCGUUGCUUGAAAAUCGGAAACGAUAUAGACAAUAUGGAUAACGAGGAACAAACUCUAAAAUAAAGAGAUAAUUGUCAGAAAAUGUUUCAAGAGUAAUUAACUUGAGAAAGCAACGAGUUUUCGAAUCUAACAAGUGGAUUUUUUGCGCAAUCUUCUAGAUAUGUUGGGGAGAGACUUGGCGCUACAUGUGAUCGCGCACUCUUCACGGAAGGAUCUGUGCGUUUAAUAUCCGCCGCACAAUUGAGAAAACUCUCUGAAGAGAAAAAUGUUCUUCGCAAUGACUCGCUGAAACAAAUUUGAAGAUAUCCAGCCGAGUGACAUAUCCAAUCCAGCUAUCAGAUACAUGUCUCUCGAGACGAUAUAAGAAUCAGGAUGAAAACCGGUGGUGGCGGCGCGCCGAAUCGCUUGAACUCGAGCAUAGAGCAACGUUUGAGAAGUCCGAAGUGCGCGAGAUGUCGAAAUCACGGUGUGAUUACCGGCUUGAAGGGACACAAAAGAUCCUGCGCCUGGAAGGAUUGCCGGUGUCCUUGCUGCCUGCUGGUCGUCGAGAGACAGCGUGUGAUGGCAGCGCAGGUAGCACUACGCAGACAGCAGCAAGCGCAAGGCGACAAUCUUCUGUCAUUACCGAACAAAGUAUCGACAAAUAUCGCGAAUCCUUAUUGUGUUAAAACAAAAUACGACGAACCGGACACGGUCUGCGGCAGAAGAAACAAGAACUUUCAGAGACAUCAUUUACAUUUCACGCAGACUAGCAUCAGCGUGACGCAAGAUUUCUACGGAUUGAACGCCAUGCAUAAUCUACCAUGUGACACAUUGUCGCCGCAUCCGCGUCUGUUGGCUCUAUCUUCUUUCGGAUGCAAUCAAAAGCAGGAAGCUGAUCCCGCGCUAAAAGUGCAGUCCCUUCAUUCUGUCUAUCCGACAAUACCGUGGUUCAAUCAAGUAACGCAAUCGUACAUAGCGAGCAGAGAACUGGACAAUUUCAUUUCUACGGGAGCUCUGCAGGACUGUCCCACUUCGAAUAAUAAAUCCUGCUUAGAAAAGAAAACGCCGAUAUCGUUUAGCGUAGAAUCUAUUAUUGGCACGAAAUAGGUAAUAUUCCAAUAUCCUCUUAAUCAUGAUAUUCAGUCAACAAACUUUUACGCGGAACAAAUAAAACUAUUUACAGAUAUACCGAUUUGUUUAGAAUCGCAUAUGUGUAGUGUAGUUUCAUUUUGUUUAGUGUCAUUUUGUUUUUGAUACAUUUGAAAUUUGAAAACGCCGCCUCCCCUGUGAGUCCCAAAUCAAUGGCCGCGUUCAGCAGAACUCAGCGCUUAGUAAGCGCUUUACGCUUAUUGUCUGU
Pseudomyrmex gracilis is the source of this 2748-nucleotide messenger RNA. RefSeq lists its product as uncharacterized. Gene Ontology annotation, molecular function: DNA-binding transcription factor activity, RNA polymerase II-specific; RNA polymerase II cis-regulatory region sequence-specific DNA binding. Bases 1782 to 2498 code for a protein of 238 amino acids. Gene Ontology annotation, biological process: sex differentiation; regulation of transcription by RNA polymerase II. Gene Ontology annotation, cellular component: nucleus. The record is from RefSeq and is a predicted model, not a curated record. The transcript is spliced from 3 exons. Lineage: Eukaryota; Metazoa; Arthropoda; Insecta; Hymenoptera; Formicidae.